This is a messenger RNA of Colletotrichum higginsianum IMI 349063, 1686 nucleotides long. RefSeq names its product L-ornithine-N5-monooxygenase. The transcript has 7 exons. The record is from RefSeq and is a predicted model, not a curated record. The coding region runs from base 1 to 1686 and encodes 561 amino acids. Gene Ontology annotation, molecular function: iron ion binding; oxidoreductase activity, acting on paired donors, with incorporation or reduction of molecular oxygen; heme binding. NCBI's taxonomy places the organism in Eukaryota, Fungi, Ascomycota, Sordariomycetes, Glomerellales, Glomerellaceae.
AUGAGAGACGUUCUUGUAACCAUAAUGGCGAGCUUGGGCGCGCAGACGAGCGUGUCCUGCACGCUGGCUGCCGCGGCCGGCCUUUUGUCGCACUGGCUCUACUUCAUCCGCGGCCCACGGAGCAUGGACGCCCUCAAGAUUGCAGUCUUCUACAUCCUGGCGCUGGCGCUUCUCUUGCUCAAGACCACGACGUCGUUGGGGCUCUACCGCGGAGUCAUACUCUACGCGGAGCUGUCUGGGUCGUACUUCCUCGCCCUCUUCGCCAGCAUCGGGGCGUAUCGUCUUCUCUUCCAUCCCCUUCGCCGGUUCCCCGGCCCUCUGCUGACGCGGGCCUCGAAGGUAUACCUGAUGUGGCAGAACAGGAAUUGGAGGCUGCAUCAGCGGUACCUGGAGAUGCACGCCGAGUACGGAGACUUUGUGCGAGUUGGCCCCAACGACAUGUCUAUCGUGAACCUCGACGCCUUCAGCAAGAUCCACGGCCCGCAGGCGAAAAGCACCAAGCACAACACCGGCUUCUACGACGAGCUGGUCACCAACGGCGAGCUGAACCUUGAUUCCCUCUGGCACAACGAGGAACACCGCGACAGGCGCAAGGUCUGGGACCAGGCCCUAGGAAGCAAAGCCCUCGAGAAGUACGAAGAGGAAACCCGCGCCGUCCUCCGGACCUUCCUCUCGCGCCUCGACGACCUCCAAGGCACUCCCGUCAACACGACGCUUUACGCCAAGCUCAUCCCCUUCGACAACAUGGGCCGCGUCGGCUACGGCCGGGACUUCGGUACCAUCCGCGACGGCCGGGAGGACCGCAUGCUCGACCUCAUCGAGUUCACAUUCAAGCUGGCGGCGCGUCUCGGCCAGACGCCCUGGCCAAUCGUCUUACUCGCCCGGCUGCCGCGGACCGGGAUGGCCAAAGAGUUCGAAGACCUGGGUAACCGGCUUGUUGACGAGAGGAUCGCGGUCGACUCGGACGAGAGGCAUGAUAUGCUCAAGUAUUUCCUUGACGACCACAGGUCCGAGAAGCCAAAGUCGUUCCGCAGCAUCAACGUCCUGUACAGCGACUCCAAGGCGGUCCUGAUCGGCGCCACAGACACAAUCUCGUGCGCCCUGGGCCACGCCUUCUUCUAUCUCGCUCGCGACGCCGACCUCCGCCGCCGGCUCUACGACGAGAUCGCAGCGGCGCACGGCGCCACCCUGCCGGGCGAGUUCGCCGUGGUUGACCUGAACGGGCUCGGGCUCUUGGAGGCCGUCAUCAACGAGACCCUGCGGAUCCAGACCCCGGCGGCAAUCAACGGGCCCCGGAUCGCGCCGCCCGAGGGGGUCGUCGUGGACGGGACACACAUCCCGGGGGGUGUGACGCUGUUUACGCCGCUACAUUGCUAUCAUCGGAGCCCCAAGUACUGGAAGUAUCCGGACGAGUUUAUACCUGAGCGUUGGACGACAAGGCCGGAUUUGAUACUCGACCGCAGGGCUUUCGUGCCCUUUCACUACGGACGCUUCGAUUGCGUGGGACGACGCCUGGCGUUGAACGUUCUCCGCCUCACGAUCGCUUAUACGCUCUGGCACUAUGACUUCCGGUUCGCUCCGGGGGAGGACGGCAAGAGGUUCGAGGAGGAGGCAAAGUUCCAGCUGAUAGUUAAGCCGGCGGAUCUCCACUGCGUGUUUACUAAACGGUCCGAGACGGAGGUCUAA